CUACGACUACAUGAGCAAAUUUUCCAGCUGGAGGAAAAUGUCCAGCGUCAACGAGCUGAGAGUCUUGAGGAACCUGUUGUAAAGCUCCCGUCAGAACCCCACUGUACCAGUCUUGACCAGUCUCCCCAUGUGCAGAGCAAGGCAAAGCUGACACCAUGGCCCACAUAUCCAGUGGCAAUGGGUUUAAGCUUGACAGGCCAGCCUCUCCUGGGGUGGUCAGGCCCAAAGGGAUGGUGGGAAAGGAGGAGGCUUUACGCAUGGAGGAAGAGGCCUUAGCUAAACUUUGGCGAGAGAAAAGACACAUACCUCCAGCGUCUUGUGCUAAUCCCCUUCCCAAUGUGACAGCGCAAACAUCUUCCACUAGCCGGCAGGAGAAAGAUCUCAUUGUCUUCCCUGAAUCAGAAACGCAGAAGAAAGAAGAUAAAGACAAGUUUGGGGACAUCGAUAUAGAGAAGCUGACCAAGGAGGAGCUGGAGGAGCUGCUUCUGGAUGACAAUUUUGGCUUAAACAAAGUGACAAGGCCUUCUUCUCUGCUAGGUUGCAAUCUCAGUGCAUCAUAUCCUGGAGGACAUGCCUUCAACCCUGCAUCAUUCCACUGGACACCCAACUCUGGUCUACCUACCCCAACACAUCCACAGACUCCCAUCUUCUCGUCUGCUCCCUUUCCAAAGCCUCCAUGCUCUUUCCAGAAUGGCUUUAGUCCUGCAAUGCCUCCGUUUAUUAGUCUGUCUGCCCCACCGACUUCCUUUAUCUCCUUUACUCACAUCCAGUCACCUGCUGCUUUGGUCUACCCGCAGCCUGCUGUCACCCCAGAGAUGGCCAAGCUGUUUGACAAGAUUGCCAGCACUUCGGAAUACCUGAAGAACGGUAGGUCCUCAAGCAUGGAUGUAGACUCAGGAAUUGCCAAGUCCCUCGAGCCCAUACCCCAGCCCUCAGAACCUCCCAACAUCAGCCGUUUUGAGUGGCUGGACCUGGAUCCGCUCAACAAGCGUAAGGUGGAAGUAGAGGAGACACCAACUGUAUCAGGCAGUCCUUGCACAGAGGAUUCUGAGCCUGCCAAAGACCCAUGGGAUGUGGUUCUUCAGGAAGAGCCUGAGGGUGUGGAUAAUGGCAGUCCUCCAGCACAGGUGAAGAGCAAGGCUACUUUGGCCUCUCAGCCCAGAAGAGCAUCAACAGGGGCGGCCGUAACUAGAAGCCAUUCCCUCAAUAUACCUGCAACCUCAACGCAUCACAACCCAAGCAAACAGGUCAAUAAGGGAAGUGUGAAUAUACUUUCAGAGUACUCCGUCUUACAUGGCAAGGAAGCCCAGAACCUAGAAGUUUUAGCAUUCUGUGAAGACAUUUCAAAACUGAGGUCCAAGUUCCCUUAUGAUGACCUCUCUACCAAUCCUGGCUAUGUUCUCAGCCCUGUGAUCACUCAGAGGGAUGCAGGAGGGGACAAUGGGGGCAGUGUGAAAGUAUCCAUUGAGAUUUCUGAUUCUCAACAGCCUGUAACCUUCACUUGUGAUGUGAGUUCUCCAGUGGACCUGCUCAUAAUGCAGGCUCUUUGUUGGGUCCAUGAUGACCUGAACCAGGUAGACAUCAGCAGCUAUGUUCUCAAGCUCUGCGGACAGGAAGAGGUUCUACAAAAUAAACACAGUCUCGGCAGCCACGAAUAUGUGCAGAAUUGCAGGAAGUGGGAAGCGGAGAUCAAACUACAGCUCCUCUUUCUCAGCACAAUGAGAAGAGAUCUGGCCCGAACGGCAGAAGAUGACGUCUCCCCUAUUGACUUGGAGAAACACCUCAGUCUUGUGGAGAGGCCGUUUAAAGAGGCAGUCACAAGGGAAGGACUUGCUGAAUACCUAGAGGGCUAUCAUAAGCAAGUCAAUAUCUGCCUUCAGAAUGAGAUCACCCAGUAUAAAACAGUGGACAAUGUGGUUCAGUCUGUUAAAAAUCUGUGCUGUGCUCUGGAUGAAGUUGAGACACCAGCCAUCACUGAUGCCAUCAAGAGGCUCAAACGCUCUGUCAACCUCCCUAGAACACGUUCUCCAGAGGCUGGUGCCACGUCUUCUGCAGGUUCAGCUAAUGGUCAUGCCAGCCCAGUGGAGGAGAGUUUAGCAGCACUCACAGAUGCUGUGCAUGAGCUCGCUAAGCUGUAUCUGCGCACUUUCUGUCCGACUGCCUCUAAAUGCAUGAUGGAGGAGCACACAGAGGAUGGGAGGGACAGCAGAGAGGCAUCUGGCACCACAGAACACCUGCAGUUCACUCUCUUUGCCGUUCAUGGCAUUCCUGCUGCCUGGGUCAGCAGUUUUGAAAAAUACUACCUUAUGUGUGCACUGACACACAACAGCAGGAAUCUCUUCAAGCCUGUCCAGUCCAAAAAAGUGGGAACAUAUAAGAGUUUUUUCUUCCACAUUAAAUGGGAUGAAUUGAUAAACUUCCCUAUUUCUGUGGCCCUGUUACCACUGGAGGCCAUGUUGAGUCUUUCUCUCUAUGGAGUCCUUAACCAGAGCACUAACAACUCACCGGAUUCCAACAAGCAACGAAAGGGCCCAGAGCUGUUGGGAAAAGUGUCAAUGCCUCUGUUUGAUUUCAGGCGGGUGCUGUCCAGUGGAAGCAAGCUGCUAAGUUUGUGGAUGUCUCAUCAAGCCCAUCAGCCUGGAACUGCAGGCAGAGGGAAGAAUCCAACAGAGAGGAUCAUACUGCAGGUUGACUUCCCCAACCCAGCAGUGGACGUGCUGUAUGUUGGUCCUCAGGAGAAUGGCUGUCCAGACACUCAGUCUCUAGAGCCACUUGAUUCAAGGGAUCAAAGUGAGAUCGAAAAGCUGUGUGCACGAGCCUCUGUUUUCGGGCUGACACGAGCAGACAGGCAGCUGCUGUGGGACAAGAGGUACCAUUGCAAAGAUUAUGAAUACAGCCUACCCAAAAUCUUGGCCAGUGCACCCAGCUGGGACUGGGGCAGUAUGGGCGAGAUCCACUCACUCCUGCACCACUGGCCCCCUUUGUCACCUGUGUCAGCCCUUGAGCUCCUUGAGGCAAAUUUUGCUGACACAGAAGUGAGGAAAGUAGCUGUGAAUUGGAUCGAGAGCAGCAGUGAUGAUGAGCUGGCUGAUUAUCUCCCUCAGCUUGUUCAGGCAGUGAAGUUUGAGUGCCACCUCAACAAUGCCUUGCUUAUGUUUCUGUUGUCUCGGGCUCUGGGAAAUGUCAACAUUGCACAUUAUCUUUACUGGCUGCUGAGAAAUGCUGUGCAGGAUCCAGCAUUUGGUCAGCGUUAUGAUCGCAUCCUUGGAGUGUUGUUGUGUCUCUGUGGGGCUGGACUGAGAGCUGAACUUGAGAAGCAGACCAGGCUUGUGCAGCUGCUUGGUGCUCUGGCUGAAAAGGUGCGGCAGGCAAGCAGCUCCACUAGACAGGUUGUGCUGCUGGAGGGACUAGAGAGGGUUCAGUCUUUCUUCCAGAAAAACAAUUGUCGACUCCCCAUUAGCCCCAGCCUCGUGGCAAAAGAACUCAAUAUAAAGGCCUGCUCCUUCUUCAAUUCCAAUGCUGUACCUCUUAAGAUUGCACUGGUAAACGCAGACCCACUGGGAGAAGAAAUUAACGUCAUGUUUAAGGUUGGAGAGGACCUGAGGCAGGACAUGCUUGCAUUGCAGAUGAUUCGCAUUAUGGAUCGGAUCUGGCUGCAGGAGGGAUUGGACCUGCGUAUUGUCAACUUUAAAUGCAUCUCUACUGGUAAAGACAAAGGCAUGGUGGAGUUGGUGCCAUCUUCUGAAACACUGAGGAAGAUUCAGGUGGAGUAUGGAGUGACUGGCUCAUUCAAAGACAAACCUCUGGCAGAGUGGCUUCGCAAGUAUAACCCUGCUGAGGAUGAGUAUGAGAAGGCCUCAGAGAAUUUCAUCUACACUUGCGCAGGCUGCUGUGUGGCCACUUAUAUCCUGGGAAUUUGUGACCGCCACAAUGACAACAUAAUGCUGCGCUCCACCGGCCACAUGUUCCACAUAGACUUCGGGAAGUUCUUGGGUCAUGCACAGAUGAUUGGGAGUUUUAAAAGGGACCGUGCACCAUUUGUCUUGACCUCUGACAUGGCUUACGUCAUCAAUGGAGGAGAGAGACCCACUAGUCGCUUCCAGCUUUUUGUUGACCUUUGCUCUCAAGCCUACAACCUGAUACGCAAACACUCCAACCUCUUCCUCAACCUGCUGUCUCUGAUGACUCAAUCAGGUUUACCUGAGCUGACAGGAGUCCAGGAUCUUAAAUAUGUACAUGAUGCUCUUCAACCUCAGACUACGGAUGCAGAGGCCACCAUUUUCUUCACAAGAUUGAUUGAAUCCAGCCUGGGCAGUGUCGCCACAAAGUUUAAUUUCUUCAUCCAUAAUUUGGCCCAGAUGCGUUUCUCUGGCCUUCCCUCCAAUGAUGAGCCCAUACUCUCAUUCGCUCCCCGCACGUACACAAUAAAGCAGGACGGGCGAAUCAGAGAUGCCUCCAUAUUCUCAUUUCAAAAGAGAUACAACCCUGACAAGCACUAUACGUAUGUAGUGCGGCUCCUUAGGGAAGGUCAGAGUGAGCCCCAGUUUGUCUUCCGCACUUUUGAUGAGUUCCAGGAACUACACAACAAGUUGACCAUCCUUUUCCCUUUGUGGAAGCUACCAGGAUUCCCUAAUAAAAUGGUGCUGGGGCGCACGCACAUUAAGGAUGUGGCAUCCAAAAGGAAAGUGGAAUUGAACAGUUAUGUGCACAAUCUGAUGAGGAGUUCAACAGAGGUCAGCCAGUGUGAUCUUAUUUAUACCUUCUUCCACCCUAUUGCGAGAGAUGACAAGCAGGAGGGGAUUGAUGGACUCCCAAAAGCUCCAGAGAUGACUCCAGUGAGUCCCACCACUGGCCGAGUGGAGGGUGAGGUGAAGCUGUCAGUGUCCUACCGAAACAACACACUCUUCAUCAUGGUCAUGCACAUCAAAGACCUGUUGUCUAAUGAUGGAGCAGACCCAAACCCUUAUGUGAAAACAUAUCUUCUCCCAGACCCCCACAAAACCUCCAAACGCAAAACAAAGAUUGCGAGGAAGACUAGGAAUCCCACAUUUAAUGAAAUGCUGGUGUACAGUGGUUACAGUAAGGAAACAUUGAAGCAAAGGGAACUUCAGCUGAGCGUGCUCAGUGCAGAGUCUUUACGAGAGAACUGGUAUUUGGGUGGCAUCACCCUCAGCCUUAAGGACUUUGACCUAAGCAAAGAGACUAUCAAGUGGUACAAGCUCACCACGGUGUCCUACUUCUAGAUCGCACCAGCAACAAUCCCACCCCAGCUGUCUUCCCACAAAGGGUGAUGUGACUACAACAAGUGACCUUACAGGACCACUCAGAUUCCCUCAGCUCCUCUCUCUGACACUAAUCAAGGUUGACGCCUUGUUGAAAGAAGCAAAUCCACCUAACUUUGUGUGUGUGAAGAGAAAUCAACAUUAGGUUAUGUACAAUUGGGACAUAAGAGGACCAAAACGGCUCACUUAAAGAAGAGUUUAUAUUAUUACACAAGUAUGUAAGUUUAAAUAGAAAGAGAUAGACACUUGUAUUUUUAAAAUGGCUCAUUUUUACACUUCCUUUUCUACAUAUGCAAAUAUGAAAUAUUAAUAGCCUUUACGUUUUUGAGGUAUCUAGCCAAGCACAGCAGUGUUGUUUUGAUAAUGUGCCAAAUGAACUGAAACAACUCGAAACAGCACCCCAGUUGGGAACAAUAACAGGGUGCCUUCAUAGGCUCUUCCUUUUGUUUUUCUUAGUACUUUGAUGGUAUAACUUACUGAAAUCCCUGUUUUGUAAAUUUAAUGUAAAAUGAUCUGCACGCAAGUCACAAAUUGAAGUGGUUAUUUCACUUGUUCAAUCUGUCUUUUAAUUAAAUGUUCUUGGCACCAAGGGAAUUUUGACAAUAUUAUAAUGAACCCUGUUCAAAAGGGAAUGGUGUCUGUGGCUAAAUCUAUUGCCAGAGCUUAGCUGUAUAAUAAUCUAUUUUUGAGUUUACCUGGAGGCAUUUUAAAAAUUAUCUACAAGAAGCAAGUCAUCACUCUCUCCACAAAUAGUGACUUGAUUCGCUCUUUUAUGACUGUUAAAAAAUACAUUUGAAUUGAUAUUAACAUGGACAGUUAUUUAUUGGUUAUCUUUAACCUGACUGAAUCAAUGUUUGCUGUAAUUCUGUCUUUCUCAUAAAGGAAAAUUAAAUGUUAAUUAAACAUUUGUCUGUAUAA
Molecule: messenger RNA, 6200 nt
Organism: Myxocyprinus asiaticus (Chinese sucker)
Lineage: Eukaryota; Metazoa; Chordata; Actinopteri; Cypriniformes; Catostomidae
Product: phosphatidylinositol 4-phosphate 3-kinase C2 domain-containing subunit alpha-like
Exons: 33
Coding region: 156-5243 (1695 amino acids)
Biological process (GO): phosphatidylinositol-mediated signaling; cell migration; phosphatidylinositol 3-kinase/protein kinase B signal transduction
Cellular component (GO): plasma membrane; phosphatidylinositol 3-kinase complex; cytoplasm
Molecular function (GO): 1-phosphatidylinositol-4-phosphate 3-kinase activity; phosphatidylinositol binding; 1-phosphatidylinositol-3-kinase activity
Source: RefSeq, a predicted model, not a curated record